Adineta steineri is the source of this 459-nucleotide messenger RNA. The record is from the annotation of a GenBank genome assembly. NCBI's taxonomy places the organism in Eukaryota, Metazoa, Rotifera, Eurotatoria, Adinetida, Adinetidae.
AUGAUGAAACGUAUUACACAAAUGCUUGCAUCUCUUCUUUUUAUUAUUACUGUUCUAACUAUUUAUCUAGCAUUUGAUUUUGCUAUAAAUACUGCUAUAUCAAAUAAAUAUACAACUGAUAAACAUAGUCAUCAUGAACAACAACAUGAUGAUUUAGAAUUUCGAAAAAUUUUAUCUCAAUCAUUAUUAACGAAACGAAAAACGACUAAUAAUACCCGAAUAUUUCAUAACAAUAAUAAUGAACAUCAUCAUGAUAUGAUUAAUCCAGAACGUCGUAUACGUAAUACAAAAUCAAAACAACAACAACAUGCUAAACCUGCUCAAUUCCAUAAAAGUAAAACAGGUAUUAAAAUCAAUCAUAUCAAACGAAUUGCUAAAGAACGACGAAGAUAUUCAUUUACAACGAACACUACUCAACGUAAAAAUAUAAAAGCUUAUACUUCCACAUAUCAUCAUUAA